AUGGCCAUCAUCUCGAUGCUGUUGCUUGUUGUGCCUUUCGCUUGCGCCGAGUUAAUCUCUCCAAACCAGCUCUCAGACAAGGGUGCACUUCCGGUGGAUCUCAUGGAAGAACGCCACGAGGAACGUCAUGACAGCCACGAGAAAGAUGAGGAUAAGGAAGAUGAGCACAAGGUGAAAGACAGCGACAAAGAGACUGAAAGCCCCAAGCAUUGGUGGAGCAGCUUUUGGCCUUUCCAGUUGGAUGCAGAACAUGAUGGCCAUGAGGACCAUGAGGAAAGGCAUCACGAGAAACAUGAAGUUGACGAUGCCAAGAAGGACGAUCACGAAACCAGCGGCCAUUGGUGGGACCAUUUGUGGCCUUUCCAGAUGUCAAAUCAAGGAGCAGACGUGAACUUCCUGGCGGAGGAAGACCCAAGGGCAGAAAGUCACGAAGAGCACCAUUCCAAGAUGCACGUCGCUCACGAGCAUUGGUGGGAUCACUUGUGGCCCUUCAUGAUGCUGGCCGCCGUGUUUCCUGCCAUGGGUGCUAUCCUCUUCAAGCGGGUGCAGUCCACCUGGCUGCGGCAGCCACUGUUGCAAGAGCCGCAAAGUGAGGUCUAA
Molecule: messenger RNA, 600 nt
Organism: Durusdinium trenchii
Lineage: Eukaryota; Dinophyceae; Suessiales; Symbiodiniaceae
Source: the annotation of a GenBank genome assembly